UUGUCAAAGUGACGUCAUUAAUGUUGACAAUAUUUACCACAUGGUUUUGAAACUUAAAAAAUCGACAAUAAGUGACUGUGAAAGUCGUAUUAUUAACUGAAUUUAAACGUGAUAAAGUAUUGAAAACAGAAUGUCUGACGUACCGGAUCUCAGUUCCGACGACGAGCAAUACCAAGAGGACGAGUGGCAAGAAAUGGAGACGAACGAUGCGCCAGUGACAUGCUUAUUUUGCUCAAACGUUUUUCCGAAUAUCGACGAAACUGUGGUGCAUUGUGAAAAGGUACAUGGAUUUAACUUAAGCACCCUUAAAAUCAAGUUCAAUAUGGACUGUUAUUCUUACAUAAAGUUGAUAAAUUACAUCAAAACCCAUAAGUCAACUGCAGAGGAUAUCAUGAGUGUUGAUAAGUCGGUUUGGGACGACGAAAAGUACUUGAAGCCUGUAGGAAACGAUGAGUGGUUAAUGUUUGAUUUCGAUUCCUUGACAGAGAAGCAAAGUUCUCCGAAAACUUAUCAUGCAAACGUUGAAAAUGGUCUAGUAACACUAUCUCAAGCACAUUUCAUUGAACUGCAGAGGACAAUACAAAUGUUGACUGAGCAGUUAAAGGAAAGUCAAACUCACCUUCAGAUGGCUAAGGAAGAUAUGAGUAAAAUGCAGGUAUCAAUGAAAUCUAUUGUUGAUGGGGGAUCAGCAAAUGACAUAGGUGAUAGUACAUUAAUUGUAGAUUGUGUAUCAAAAGUUCCUUUAGAAAGUGACGAAGGCUAUUUCAGUAGCUAUGCACAUUUUGGUAUUCAUUAUGACAUGUUAUCUGACAAAGUUCGCACACAAAGCUAUAAGGAUGCAAUUUUAAACAACCAAAACAGUAUUCAAGAUAAAAUUGUACUUGAUUUAGGAUGUGGUACAGGAAUACUAUCCAUGUUUGCAGCAACAGCGGGAGCUAAAAAAGUGUAUGCGUUGGAUCAAUCCGAAGUAAUAUACCAUGCUAUGGACAUCAUUAGGGAGAACAAACUAGAAAAUGUUAUUAAAACAGUAAAAGGCAGGCUUGAAAAUACUAAGUUGGAUGAAAAAGUUGAUAUAGUUGUGUCAGAAUGGAUGGGCUACUUCCUACUUUUUGAAGGGAUGUUAGACAGUGUAAUAUAUGCCAGGGAUCAUUGCUUAAAUCCCAGAGGACUGUUACUGCCAAACAGAUGUAAUAUAAGCCUGGUGGCAAAUGGGGAUGUAGACACACAUAAGAAGUUAAUAGAGUUCUGGUCUGAUGUGUACGGAUAUAAAAUGAAUUGUAUGAAAUCCGAGGUGGUUAGAGAAGCAAGUAUAGACAUUGUACCAUCUCAACACAUAAUAUCAGAGCCUUGUAUUGUCAAAGAUAUUGAUUUGUACACUUGUAAUACAGACAUAAUAAACUUUACAUCAGAAUUCAAAUUACCUAUCAUAUGUGAUGGAUUUGUGACGUCUUUAGUUGGUUAUUUUGAUACAUUCUUUGAGCUUCCUCAAACUGUUUCAUUUUCAACUGGUCCACAUGAAACACCUACACAUUGGAAGCAAACAUUAUUCUUUUUCAGAGAUUGUAAAGAGGUUAAGAAGGGGGAUAUUAUUGAGGGUACAAUCACUUGCAGUAGACUGAAAACAGAUGUCAGAGGGCUUUCAGUAUUAAUAAAUAUCUUUGGGAAGAGUCAUAAGUUUGUACUUAGUUAAGUAAAUUUAAUAAUUAAGUACAAAAUAUAUCAUAAUCAGUUUUCGUUAUAAGUAGGUAGGAUAUUGCUUUAGUAAAGCUUUUAAAAUGGAUUCUAUGAUACUCUGGUUAAUUAACGAGUUUAAAAUGAAUAAAUGCAAUGUUAAUAAUAUGUUGACCGUACCAAUUUGUCGACUAUGAAUACCAUAAUUUUAUGUUCUUUCAAAAAUAAUUAGACAGGUUUGCAAUUUUAUCGGCGCGGCAGUAUCGCAAAAAAAUUCUAAUAGAUUUUUUACAAAAAUGUCGAGCAUUGUAAAAAAACAAUAAGUAGGAUCCAAGUUUUCUACGAUCCGCUAGAAAAAGUCACAAACUUUGGUGGUGUUCUUUGUAAGUACCGGUUUCUUUUAAUUUCUAAAACUACCUCAUAAAGCUAUAAUCCCAAUCAGAAUGGCAUCGACCGCUACUUUCUAUGCUCAUUAUUUUUACAACUUAUCUACUAGCAAAUGCCCGUGACUUCACCUGCGUAAACUGCAUCCUAAAACUGUUGGGUAUCCAUGUAGGUAUGUGAUUAAUAACACGCAGGUACCUUGUCCAAUUUUUAAAUAUUUCUAAUAAGUAGAUACCUACCUAAUCUGUGAUUCGGUUGAUCAGACCGACCUUCCUAAUUUUGUUUUAUCGAGCUUUUCUCUUUUUUGGGCUAUUUGCUUUACACAAAAUUAAAAAGUUCUUGUACAAUUUGUUAAGUAGGUAGCUAGUUUCUUGAUUUCUCGAUUCAUAAUUUCUGUUUAUUUUGGAAUUCCUUUGAUAAGUCAGUUUGAGAUUUUUUAAACAAUGUGCAUACCUACACAUCGAUGGCCUGUCCAAAACUUCUUUAACAUAGGUACUAUUAAUAAUAUGAUUAUAUACUUAUUUUAAGUACAUAAACGCACAAUAUUAUAUAGGUUCAGUACAUCUAGUUUUAUAUAGUCGAUAAAUAU
Messenger RNA from Maniola jurtina (meadow brown), 2644 nucleotides. It is a transcript of the gene Art3, whose product is annotated as protein arginine N-methyltransferase 1. The record is from RefSeq and is a predicted model, not a curated record. Gene Ontology annotation, molecular function: protein-arginine N-methyltransferase activity. Bases 131 to 1690 code for a protein of 519 amino acids. Gene Ontology annotation, biological process: peptidyl-arginine methylation. The transcript has 2 exons. Gene Ontology annotation, cellular component: nucleus. Lineage: Eukaryota; Metazoa; Arthropoda; Insecta; Lepidoptera; Nymphalidae.